Molecule: messenger RNA, 1431 nt
Organism: Perkinsus marinus ATCC 50983
Lineage: Eukaryota; Perkinsozoa; Perkinsida; Perkinsidae
Exons: 13
Coding region: 1-1431 (476 amino acids)
Cellular component (GO): mitochondrion
Molecular function (GO): metal ion binding
Source: RefSeq, a predicted model, not a curated record
AUGUUGGCUACCCGCUGCCUUUGCCGUCGUCCUCUUUAUGGUUUGUGGACUCAGUCGAGGAGGAGCUACUACUGGGGCUCCACUGUCACCACUGAGAUGCACAACGUGUCACCAACCCAGGUUACGAGACUUCCGAAUGGUAUGAGAGUCGCCACUCAAUUUUCUUAUACGGAUUCCGCGACAGUUGGUUUGUGGAUUGACGCCGGUGCUAGAUAUGAAACUAAAGAGUCUAACGGAACUGCUCAUUUUUUGGAGAGAGUUCUUUACAAGGGCACCAAGAACAGAUCGCGCGAUCAGCUGGAAACAGAGGUUGAAAAUCUUGGCGCUAAUUUGAAUUCCUACACUGGUCGCGAACAAACAGCAUUUUAUGCUAAAACGACUAAAGAUGGUAUUUUGCCAUGUAUUGACAUUUUGGCGGACUGCAUUCUCAACCCUAAACUAGACGGUGAUGAAAUUGAAAAAGAACGGGUUCGUAUUACACAAGAUCUUCAAGCUGUGAAUCAAUCUUAUGAAGAACUACUUUACGAUAAAGUCCACACAGCCUGUUAUAGAGAUUGCUCGCUAGGGCAAACUGUCAUUGGUCCCGAAGAAAAUGUGGCGACGAUCAAGCGCGACCAUAUGGUGAAUUACCUCUAUAAUAACUUCACCGCUGAUCGAAUGGUUCUUGUUGCUGUUGGGCCUGUUGAUCACGCUCAAAUUGUGAAGGAAGCGGAAAAAAAGUUUGCAAAUAUUCGACCGACUGCAGGGCCGCGUAUGUUGGAGGAAAAACCAUAUUUUUGCGCAUCGGAAUUGGUGUAUAGAAAUGAUGAUAUGGGUCCUACGGCUCACAUUGCGAUCGCUUAUGAAGGAGUGCCCUGGAGAAGUCCCGACUACAUCACGUUUAUGUUGAUGAAUGCGAUUAUUGGUAGCUAUGAUAAGAAAAAUGAAGGUUUGGUUCCGGGUCUGCAAUCAGCGAAUCGCAUCACACAGACUGGCGCCACUAGAAUGGACGUUGGGUGUUUUGAUUAUUAUACCGGUUUUAACAUCGCAUAUAAGGAUACGGGCUUGUUUGGAUUCUAUAUUGCUACGGAUGAAGUCGCGGUUGAGCACGCAGUCGGUGACCUUAUGUUCGGGGUGACGAGCUUUUCGUAUUCGCUGACUGAGGAGGAAGUUAUGAAGGCUAAGAGAGAACUCAAGACCAAUUUCUUCUCGGGACUGGAUAACACUACAGGAGUUGCUGAGGAUAUUGGUCGGCAAAUUUUGGCAUAUGGCCGAAGACUCUCUCCCGCGGAAUUUGUUGAGAGGUUGGAUCAAAUAGAUUCCCAGGAGGUCCAACGUGUUGCUUGGAAUCGCCUACACGAUGCUGAGAUCACUAUGACUGGUGUCGGCCCCUUACACGGUUUACUUCAACUGUGGGAUCUCAGGAGACAAACUUGGUGGUGGAGAUAUUAA